Messenger RNA from Cyprinus carpio (common carp), 2640 nucleotides. RefSeq names its product protein phosphatase 1 regulatory subunit 32-like. Gene Ontology annotation, molecular function: phosphatase binding. The record is from RefSeq and is a predicted model, not a curated record. Lineage: Eukaryota; Metazoa; Chordata; Actinopteri; Cypriniformes; Cyprinidae. The coding region runs from base 1358 to 1804 and encodes 148 amino acids. The transcript is spliced from 7 exons.
AUUGAUAUUAGAUCACAUUAGUAAUUAUUCAUGCAUAAUAAUUAUGCAAGAAUUAGAAAAGGUUUGGAUUCAACAUGAAAUCAAAAUGUACCCCAUUUGCUUUCCUAAUACUAGUCUUGUGCACUUUGCAAUCUGUAAUAAAACAAAAACAGAUUUUCAUUUUUUUAUGUUAACCAGUAACCAAACAGCUAUUUUACAAUUUUAACAAAUUGCAACUCCAGUAUGGAAUGCCCAUGUUUUUUUCUACAUGUUUUACUUUGAUAUCACAUUACUUAUAAGUCAUAUUACGGACCUAAAAUGAGUUGGGAACACCUUUCAUGUCAAGUUUACAUCGUUUUGACAUUUUUUCACGGCAUUUCAUGCCAAGUACCCAACUCUCAGCUUGCAGGGGAAGUCACAUUUAACCCUGACAAACAGCCAGAAAUGUUUUUCAAAGCUGUUUUUGAGGUGUUUAGGCUGGUCGCCAUCCUGAGGGUGCACAAGUUUGUCCAUCAACCCAGAAAUUUAUGAGCGUUUAAAUGUGUAGAUUAGAUCCAUAGCACAGCUCCGGCUGGUGAACACUUACCUAGGAACUGUAAAAAAGCUCUAUAACUUACCUGAACCUACCUCACCUUACCUGCACUGAUAAAACCCAGCGCCAGCCCCCAGUGUAGCGCACCGUUCCAUAUCCUCUUACAUGCCACAAAGAUUAGUCCAUCUGAGGAGAUGACUGCAGAAAAGGCAGAGUUUUUUGGUCACGGACAUAUCACCGUGCCGCUUGAGCAAACCCAAUGGUGCCGUUAUUCGCAAGGGCAGUCAAGCCUACACGCACCGCUCAAUAAACGCCCGCACCCGGCUCCCAUGAGAGCAACAGGCCACCCUGCAGGAGCAAUAUUUCACAUUUAUUCGCUGGUAGAUAGGAGCGACGAUGCCCUGUCACUGAAGGUGAGACAGAAUUAAUGUGGGAGACAGGUAGAUAGCCGCUGUAAUGAUGGAUUUGACUUUAUCUUUCCAGAGCGGAGAAUAAUGUUAAUGCCGUGACAUGUUAUUGCUGUACUCACGGCGGAGGCCAUGGUGAUUAUGCAAAAGACUUCAGCUGUGACACAGACAAGGCCACACAGACUGUAUAGAGGACAUUGAACAAGAUGAUGAUGAUGUGAAACAAAGGGCGUGAAGUGACAAGGCUGCAGACACCAGGCCAGUGUUUCGAUUGAACAGCACAACAGCGCCACGCCGUGGACACAUUCAUCCACAGUCACCAAGAGCUGUGCGACUGAAUUUUUUUAAUUUAAAAGUCCUAUAUCUGUUAAAGUGACGUCAAAGUGACGCUGGAUAAUACCUGGUGACGUUCAGCAUCUCAGGUUAGUCACAGUCAGAGAUGGUUGGACCCUUGGGUGCAGUCAAACCUUCGGUUGGAACGGCCAGACCAUUGGGGCGUCCGACUAACAUCAGCCUUGACCAAUACUGCACCUCCUACAGACAAUCUUAUGGUAAGGAGUUAUUCCAACCAUGUCUAGGCCAUCAUUUUGGGACAGGUUACUCUGCCAACCACCGUCCUGUUCUGUACUACAGCUCCAGCCUGGACCGCUAUGAUAAUCCUCAGUUUGGUCUCUCACUGUUAGAUAGUUUUGAGUCUCAAUCGAAGCGUCAUUACCAGCAUCUGGUUCUGCCUGACGGGACGGAGCCUUUGGCCUGCUCGGGGUCCAGAAGCAGAGAGAGCGGAUAUUUGCAGCUCCAAGCUCAGCCAAGACAUAGAGCAGCGUCCUGUCAGACUGAAUAUAAAGGCACUUACAUUCCUCACCGCCUCAGAGUUUUGGGCAAGUAGUGUGGUUUUAAAGUAAUGGUUCUUUGUAGAUUAAAAAGUUCUUGAUGUUGCAUUCUAGGUGUUUCAGAUCAGUGUGUUUGUGUUUUAGUUGGACCCAUAGAAGGUAGUGGAUACACUAAGGAAGCCAAUCUACAGCUGAACACCUUCCUCCCUCAAAAUAUUAACAUGGUGUGUGUGUGUGUGUGUGUGUGUGUGUGUGUGUGUGUGUGUGUGGUGUGUGUGUGUGUGUGUGUGUGUGUGUGUGUGUGUGUGUGUGGGUGUGUGUGUGUGUGUGUGUGUGUGUGUGGGUGUGUGUGUGUGUGUGUGUGUGUGUGUGGUGUGUGGGUGUGGGUCAGCCCAUCAUUUUAAUCUGUCGGCAAAGUCAUUGUCAAGAUGUUUUUUAACAGCAUUGAUUAAUGUUGUAUUCAUGAUGAGAAAUCCUUUUUCUGAUGUCAUGCUGACUCUCUGCUCUGAUUGGGUAAUGAUGGUUGUCAGGACGAUGCUCGCAGGAAACAGGAAAGUGUGAUGAGGACUGACUUCCUUCCGGGAUGUUUCCUACAGGUGGUCUUCUGUCUCUCUCGUUCUCUGCUAUUGCUCUGUCCAUCAACAUCUCAACACUUUUUUUUAUAGUGUGCGUCAGCCGGAUGAGGUCUGUAGACUUUUUAAUGUGUGUGUGUGUGUGUGUGUGUGUGUGUGUGUGUGUGUGUGUGUGUGUGUGUGUCAGGGCAGUGAAGCAUUACCAAAACUUGCCUCCCGUGCACUUCGAGAAACUGGAUUUACAAGAGAAACCCAGAGGCCUCCGAACAGUUCAGCCUCACUACAGGGUGGUGUUAGUCAGAACACCAGAACAACACCAG